AUCAACCCAGUGAAAGUAAAGUUCAUCUCUAAUUUUGAUUAAAAUAGCAAACUGUGAAGUACUCAGAACUCUCAGAAGAUAUACUAACAAAGGUGCAGUGUUACAAUACGCACUUAGUUCGAAAUGGCAAAUCAAGAAUUUGAAAACGGAUUAGUUAUCAUGAUAGUUAAUGUGAUACUUAUUUGUAUAGCAGCCUUGGUAGCAGUCGCAAUGAUUUCUUUUUUCAUAGAAUGUGUAUCAAGAAUAUGGUCUAGUUUGUUCAGUGGUCCUCCAGAAGCACCUAAUUAUAACGUUCCUACAUUACGUGCAGAAACACAUGUUAAUAGACCCAAUUAUUAUUUGGGAACCAACAUAACCAGGGAGACCAAACGAGUUGUAGCUAUUGAUACGGAGUGCGUAGGCGCCGGUUUUAAGGGCAGCCAAUCGAUGUUAGCGAGAGUGUCCCUAGUUAACCGAAAUGGUCAAGUUUAUGACACGUUUGUGAAGCCAACAAUGCCAGUGACUGACUACAGGACAUUUGUUAGUGGAAUUCGUAGAGGAGACUUAGAAGAUGCUGCGGAUUACCUUUUCGUUAGAAUGAGUUCCACUAAACCAAGUCUAAAGUACUUAGCGAAGAAAUACUUGUACAGGGACAUACAAGUCAGAGAACAUUGCUCGAUAGAGGACGCGCAAGCCGCCAUGGAUCUUUACCAGCUGGUUGAAGAACAAUGGGAGAAAGAAAUGGCUUUUUAUUGAUACUUGAAGGGCGCAGUGUAAGGGACUAUCUACACAGGCGACGCAUGUCUUAAGACGAGGAACGGACGUCAGCGCCACGCCGCCCAAGUGUUAUUUAAAAAACGUCUUAUCAAUUCACUUUGUAUAGGAAGGACGUAAGACGCGCUCUCAUGCGACGUGGCGCGCGCCUCAAGCAACGCGUCGCGUCACUUGAGGCGUAAAUAUAUACAAAAUGUACUGAGGAGACGUUUUUAAAUUACACUUGGGCGGCGUGGCGCUGACGUCCGUUCUGUGUCUUAAGACAUGCGUCGCCUGAGUGUGUGGGUUGCCGCUAAGAGUAGUAACUCUUCUAACACAUGUACGCCGCGCGUAUGUGUGCGUGCUGUGUUCGCACGCAACAACUGUAAGCGUAGGAGAAUGAACGAGGAUGAAGCUAUCUCAUCCGCUUACCUGUGUGCUUGCGUCUCAGGCGAAGGAUACUAUAGACUUGACGUAAGCGUUCACCCGUAAGGGACAGAUAUAGAAUAAUGGAGCGAAUUUAAGAAGUACUUUAAAAAUGGCUGACA
This is a messenger RNA of Leguminivora glycinivorella, 1280 nucleotides long. Its product is annotated as RNA exonuclease 4-like. Gene Ontology annotation, cellular component: nucleus. The record is from RefSeq and is a predicted model, not a curated record. Gene Ontology annotation, molecular function: exonuclease activity; nucleic acid binding. NCBI's taxonomy places the organism in Eukaryota, Metazoa, Arthropoda, Insecta, Lepidoptera, Tortricidae. Bases 124 to 735 code for a protein of 203 amino acids. The transcript has 4 exons.